Molecule: messenger RNA, 222 nt
Organism: Prunus armeniaca (apricot)
Lineage: Eukaryota; Viridiplantae; Streptophyta; Magnoliopsida; Rosales; Rosaceae
Source: the annotation of a GenBank genome assembly
AUGAAUUUGGUUCAUUUUUAUUAUGCUAAGGUCCAUGGGUCAGAUGCUUGUCAUUAUGUUGAAAAAGUUCGUAAUACUUUAUUUGAUCUUUAUAAUGAGUAUGCUGAGGAUUCAUCUCAAAUGUACCCAAGUCAAGAAGUUGGUGAUACUAAUAAUGAGCAGGGUAUGGCUUGCAACGAUGAUGACUUGAGUGGGUUUGAUUCUUGGUAUGGUGGGGCUUGA